UAACUCCAGACCGGUCGUCAUCGUCUGUUUUCCACUCCCGAGACUGCGGAUUUUAUCCUUGAUCUUUUUCCAGUGGAUACGGAGAGUGCGCACCAGCCGCGCCGCCGCCGCCGCCCGACGUCCAACUAACUCUGCGGACAUCCAGUAUAUUCCUCCACCUCCUCCUCCUCCUCCUCGUCCUCCUCCUCAGAGACACAAACCCGCCGUGUGUCUGCGCCUCCGUCCGGCUCUCAUCUCCCCGCAACCGGCUCCACUUGUCCGAGAGCAACAGCCUCCGCGGCGCGUCAGUGAGGUAGAAAAGCCCUACAUCGAGCUGCAGCCAUGGAUGAGAUGGACCUGCCCCAGAUGAAGAAGGAGGUGGAGAGCCUCAAGUACCAGCUGGCUUUCAAAAGAGAGAAGUCGUCCAAAACAGUGACCGACCUGGUAAAGUGGAUAGAGGACGGCGUCCCAGAGGACCCCUUCCUGAACCCGGAGCUGAUGAAGAACAACCCGUGGGUGGAGAAGGGGAAAUGCAUCCUCCUCUAGAAGAAGACACCACCCACCUCGCUACGACUGUCCCCACCCCCACCCCCCACCCGGACAGCGCCUCCUAUCCUCUCACCCUGAAUGUACAACAGCUGAUAAUCCGAACACAAGGGCACAGACACACACACACACACACACACUGAAUGAAGACACACACCAAUCAACUGCCACACCUUCACUGCAAGUUUUAAUCCUGCCACGGCAAUGCAUCGCUCCUAUACUCCAUGUCUUUAUAUGAAUAUAUGACUAUUUAUUUAUGCAGCUGACAGUCACGAUCUUUCUUAUUCUCUCUCUCUCUGUAUUCUUUCUCCUUCCCUUUCUGAAGCGUUGGUGUGGUGUUAAUGAACCGAGGAGUCACAUCUCGCUGUAGAUCUGCCGCGGGGGGAGAUUUAGUCCCGUGUCGAGGCAUUAAAGCGAAUGAUCACCCUCGUAAAACAUGAUAUUAGCAGGUGACAGCCAAUGUUUUAGGAGAGCUCCAUCAAACUCUCCAUAUAAAGCUGUAUCGGCUCGUAAGUAAAUAUAAAUCACUUUGAGUUUGUACGCUGGCGUCCGCACAACAACAUCUGUGUUUUAUGGCUGCUU
Molecule: messenger RNA, 1107 nt
Organism: Salarias fasciatus (jewelled blenny)
Lineage: Eukaryota; Metazoa; Chordata; Actinopteri; Blenniiformes; Blenniidae
Gene: gng13b
Product: guanine nucleotide binding protein (G protein), gamma 13b
Exons: 3
Coding region: 322-525 (67 amino acids)
Biological process (GO): phospholipase C-activating G protein-coupled receptor signaling pathway; sensory perception of taste
Cellular component (GO): heterotrimeric G-protein complex
Molecular function (GO): G-protein beta-subunit binding
Source: RefSeq, a predicted model, not a curated record